UACUCAGCUGUGAUUCUCAUGCAGCAAAUGACAGCCUGCGCAUCCUGCAUGGACCAAACCUAUGUAUGCUUUUCCAGCUAGCCAGUCACUUUAAUAGGAAAACAACCUCUCACUGUCACACACGCUGGCAGGGAUUAACUUUACUACCUUGUUGGAAUACUUUGCACUAUCUGAAUUUUUCUCAUUUUUGACUUCGACAUCUCCGAGUGAACUGACCUCUACUUUGUUUUCAAAUAUACGAAAAGAAGAGCCACCAUGCCGCUGAAUUCAAGUUUGGCGAGUAAAAACUACGACUAUGAUUACGAUUCUAUCCAGCCAUAUUUUUAUGUUGACAACGAAGACGAGGAUUUCUAUCAUCAGCAACAAGGACAGCUUCAGCCACCGGCUCCAAGCGAGGACAUAUGGAAGAAAUUUGAGUUGAUUCCCACUCCUCCUCUGUCCCCUAGCCGGCGACCAUCGCUAUCUUGUCUUUUCCCUUCAACUGCGGACCAACUCGAAAUGGUUACGGAGUUUCUCGGGGACGACGUUGUAAACCAGAGUUUCAUCUGCGAUCCCGACUACUCCCAAACCUUCCUCAAGUCUAUUAUAAUUCAGGACUGCAUGUGGAGCGGCUUCUCGGCUGUAGCCAAGUUGGAAAAAGUGGUGUCUGAGAGACUUGCCUCGCUCCAGGCUGCUCGGAAAGAAUCUGCCGUCGGCGAUAACGUGGAGUGUGUUAGCACUCGGUUGAACGCAAAUUACUUGCAGGAUCUUAACACAUCCGCGUCAGAAUGCAUUGAUCCCUCGGUGGUCUUUCCUUACCCAAUAACCGAGACCCAAAAACCAAGUAAUGUAGUACCACCCACAGAUUUGGCAUUGGAUACCCCACCCAACAGCGGUAGCAGCAGCAGCAGUGGUAGUGACUCAGAUGAUGAUGAUGAGGAGGAGGAGGAGGAAGGCGAAGAUGAUGAGGAAGAGAUAGACGUGGUGACUGUGGAGAAGAGGCAUGCUGUGAAGCGGAGUGACUCUGGCACGCCGGAGACCAGGCACCAUAGUCCCCUCGUGCUUAAGAGGUGCCAUGUCUCCACCCACCAGCACAACUACGCCGCCCACCCGUCCACGCGGCACGACCAGCCGGCUGUCAAGAGGCUGAGGCUGGAGAGCAGCGGCGGCAGCAGCCGGGUCCUCAAGCCGAUCAGCAGCAACCGCAAGUGCUCAAGUCCGCGGACUUCGGACACAGAGGACUACGACAAACGAAGGACUCAUAACGUAUUGGAGCGUCAGCGGAGAAACGAGCUCAAGCUGAGCUUUUUUGCUUUACGGGAUGAGAUACCAGAGGUGGCCAACAAUGAGAAGGCAGCCAAAGUGGUGAUUCUGAAGAAGGCUACAGAAUGCAUUUACAGCAUGCAGACAGACGAGCAAAGACUAGUCAGCCUCAAAGAACAGCUGAGAAGGAAAAGUGAACAUUUAAAACAUAAGCUGGCACAGCUGCAGAACUCAAACAUUUGAGCUCGAAGCAGCGUGGACUUUUUGGCCAUCACGGUUUUUUAAAGCCAGUCAAGACUUGGGUGUGUAUAGUUGAUAUUGCACGCAAAUGCAAAAAAGGUCAGCUUUUUUGGAAUCUGUCUGAUUUCAAUGUUAAACUGCCUCAGUUGAAGUUACAGGCAGCAGAAUAUUUAAACAGUUUAUUUUUAUUAAUAAAAUAUAAAAAAAAAUAGGGCUAUGUAUGUCGCAUGCCUGACCUAAAAUAUAAUUUUUUAUGUUUUGUAUAUAAUUUCUGAAUAUUUGCUAAGAAAUGUAUUUUUGGAUCUCAAUUGUUUGGAAGUUCAGAGACACUUUGUUUUAGUGUAUGGUUUUCCACAUUAGGUUCCUAGAUUCAUUUAAAACUAUAAAUUCAUUUCUUUUUCAA
This is a messenger RNA of Esox lucius (northern pike), 1885 nucleotides long. RefSeq names its product MYC proto-oncogene, bHLH transcription factor a (gene myca). Bases 256 to 1485 code for a protein of 409 amino acids. The transcript is spliced from 3 exons. Gene Ontology annotation, molecular function: DNA-binding transcription factor activity, RNA polymerase II-specific; protein dimerization activity; RNA polymerase II cis-regulatory region sequence-specific DNA binding. Gene Ontology annotation, biological process: regulation of transcription by RNA polymerase II; positive regulation of cell population proliferation. NCBI's taxonomy places the organism in Eukaryota, Metazoa, Chordata, Actinopteri, Esociformes, Esocidae. The record is from RefSeq and is a predicted model, not a curated record.